UGUUUCAUCGCUUGGACACGGACGAGCGGCUGUGUUGUUAUGCAAAUAAGUUUAACUUUCCUAUGCACUUUACUUUUGAUGACGAAAGUGUGAGGACGACUUACGGAGCUGAUCGUUUCUUGUCGUUUAGAAGAUCAUCCACACUUUUUGGUGAAUCAAGAACACAUUCAAUAAUAUGGUUAUACAUCAAUCUUAGAGUAAAAGACAUAUACACGUGAUUUAAAGCAACGUGAUUGCAAAAGGAGCAGUUGUAUUGAGCGAAACCACGGUACUUGCCCCGCCACUCAACUGCGGGCCACUGAUUUGUUCUGAUUUUGCUGCCCUCGUUUAAUGGCACAACUAUCAUUGAUAGUAGGCCAGCUGUAAUCUGCAGUACCAUAUGGAUUAUGUAUGAACAGAAUCCGGACCUUCGCCUGAAAAUAUGCCGUUACCAUGGUUUGAGCCUGCUGUUAUCUUCCUCGGUGUGAUCGGCGGAACAGCACUUAUUCUUGUUCUCGUAUACUUCCUUAUCAAAAGUGGCAAAUGUUUCUGUGAAGUAAACAAGGAUGGUUCACCGGACCCCGAAUACGCUGAAGUUGCAACGGAGGACUCUGGGACGGAAAUAAGCGACAACACAUGCCCCGUGAAUCUAAAGGAGGCGACCUAUGUUAUGAGCACAGGCGACCUAUCUGAUAAGAAAUAUAUUUCAUCAGAGGAUGAAGACAAUGCACCAGGGGUAUCACAGAUUGGCCCAAUGAUUUCCAGCUCUGACACCAAAAAACAAGAGCUAAUGCCACCAAAGCAAAAGGGUAGCCGAAAGAAACGCAGGAGCCGUAGCAUGGAAGAUCCUGCCAAGGGACUGGGCAACCUGCAUAUCACGUUACAAUAUUCAAAAAAGGAUUUAUUUUUGUUUGCUGUCAUUCACAAAAUUACGGAUUUGCUACCUGGCGAAGUCACCGGAAUCGAUCACGUGAGAAUAAGUAUGGUCCUGCUGCCUGCUAAAAAAUAUCGAAGUAAAACGAAACUUGUGUCAACGAGUGACCCAGAAUUUGGAGCAUCCUUCAAAUUUUCAAAUGUUUCAAGAGAGGACUUAUUUAAAUCAGCGAUGCGUUUUCGUCUAUACGGCAGGCACGUUAGACUGGGGAUGCAUUUUGGAAAAGAGAAACUACUGGGUGAAGUAACUAUUCAUUUGGCGGAUGUGGCACAGAGAGAAAGGAUGUCAACAAUUAGGCCUUUUAAAGUCAUUCGAAAAUAAACUUUUCUUUAAAUUCAGUAUAUAGAUGGCUUAAGCUAACUGUUAUUAUGCUUUAUAAUAAAUUCUCACUAUAAACUUCCCCCUCUGGUCUGACACCCCAUCCCCCCUGGAAGACACCCCCACCCCCUGGACGACACCCCACCCCCUCUGGUGACACCCCACUAGAUGAGACCCCACCCCCUCCGGAAGGUCAAGCUACGCCACUGGUUUCAAAUCACGUUGCCAGCAGAAGUGCGACGCGUUCACAACAGGAUCUAGUAGUAACAGCUAAAAGAUUACGUACGAUGCUUUAUCUUGUAUACGCGUACUUGCAAAUUAUAGAACAUAUUAUUUUAACUAUAACUUAAUGUCACCCUUGCCAUAACUUUUUAGAUGACAGUGUGAAAAUAAUUGAGUUUGUAGUUGCAUUCAGUCGCACAGUUGAAUUGGGAAUAUGACGUUAUUUGUAUAAAAUGAUCAGCUAUUUUUUCAGGCGAGGUGAGUAUCUAAAGAAAGUCAUGAAAAGAGGGAAAUACUCUACAGUUUUUAUCAUUGUAAUGUAUGUAGACUUCUCGUUAUCCUGACCUCUGAAUACCACUGACUGGACCUUUUUUAUUCAAUUCUUCCACAAAUCAUCUUAUUUAACGAAUCUUCUUUAAAUCGAAUCCACCUGAAAUUAACCUACCAUUACUCUAUAAAUCUGAUUUUAGGAUUAACCUAGAGAUUAAAUGAAUUCUUUUAUUAAAAAUAUUUAAUCCUGUUAUAACGACAAACCAAAAAGUAGUAUUUGUCGUAAGUUUUCCUUUAAAAGUGAUUUUUCUUCUCAAAGCACAAUUUUUCGUUGCUGGAAACCAAACACAUAUCCAAUCAAUAUGACAUAAAACAUAAUUUUUAUCUACAUGACAUAAAUAAUAGAAAUUCCACUUCAACCAAGAAGGAACAGGGGUUAUUCUAACGUGGUUUUGUUACCGUUAUGUGGUGUUGUAGUUGUUGUAAAAAUUUGACCAAUUGGAAAAAUAUUUCGCAAAAUAUAAGGAAUCAUUGGGCAAAACUAUGCGAAUUUAAAAUCAAAACACAAAAACUUAACACAACAGAAGAAUUAUAGUAAAUAGUCAGCAGGGACGGAUUUAAGCAACAAUGAUUGAGUGAUUGAUUAGAUAUUAAUUGAACUUCUGUGCCACACCCUUCAGGUCACUGGUAAAUGAUGGAAACGCCCAUUUUUAAAAUUCGUCUUUUAACUUUAAGGUAAAGAAGCUAAGAAGCAGUGGCGUAGCCAGGGUUGGAUGGGCAAAGAGGAGAAAAUUUUUGCUGACCACAGCCUUAAAGAUUUGGGAAAACACCCUUUUUUGCGUUUGGAAAUCAUUUAAAGCUCAUAUUUGGACUUAAAGCUCUUAUUCCAUGAUAGGCCUCAUGUUUACAUAAUUGUUUUGCAGAACAGGGUCAACAAAUAAUUGCAGAAUACACGUCCUUGUGAUUUUUCUCCAAGGUAGACCCCCCGGGGAUAAGGGUUCCACAUUUCGAGCACUGGCAAAUUAAAAUGCACCCCUAGGUACAGUUUUUCUGUGUUACAUUUAAUAAUCUAAUGAUGAUUAAACUUCACGUGGAUUAGCCUCCUAACAUCUCAUGAGUUUGGAACUGCAGCUAGCACCCUAGCCAAUUCUUGCAUAAGAUACGGGUAUACUAUAGAACGGUAAAUUACGACAAGGGUAGAAAAAAGCCACUGUCUGAGGCGGCACCAUGGUUGCCGCCGAAUGGGAAAAUUUUUCAUAUGUGCUUCAAGUUUGCUGGAAAUUGCAUUCUUUGGAGCAUAUGUUGAUAAUAAAAUUUUAUUCUCAAAAUGAAUAUCCACUGGUGGAAAGCGAUGGUAUUGAUCGACCUCUUCCUUGUUUUACCUUAUGCAACAUAACUGCAUAAAUUUUCGAAUCGGGGACAAAAUUUCAAAUCUGGUGAAAGGCUCAAAAUCGGCACUGUUCCGGUCACCACGGCCCCCCUGCCCCCCGGCCAUGACGCCCCUGUAUUAUCAUUGUUUUUGGUUUUUUCUCAACAGUAGAGUUGAAGCGUUUAGCGAAAAAGAUACCAGUGAUUGAUUUGCGGUGCUGGAAAUUUUUCUUAGAAUAAACCCUGACAAGGUAUUACAGUCAAAAAUAUAGUAAAACCAAAAAAGCCAGUGAGAAAAGUAAAGUGAAACUAAUGAAUUAAAGAACAACAAUAGUUGAGUUGGAAAAGGUUGCCUAAAUUGAACAGUAACAAGAAAUCAAAUUGAUUUUUUGUAAAUAAACCAAAUGCUUGGGAAGGGAUCUAAUAAUAAUAAUUUUGAUAAGAGAAUAAGCAAUUAAGGUGUUUUUUAUAGACGUAAUAAAAACACAGUCAAUGGCUUCAGGCUCUAGGUUUAGGCCAAAAGAUAUAACACAAACCGACUCCUUCAUUAGCACUUGUAACUAGCAUAUUGGUGUUGCAGAUAAUGCAAAAUACUUGGAAGUAAAUAGUAAAAAUUAUAUGCUGUAAUGAAAGACAAGUUAUUCAUUGGCCUAAACCUUUCUUGCUUUUAUUAAGCGUAUUCACACUUAUGCCCUUUAUUAUAAUUUCUCAAAUUAUACAGGCAAUUUCACAUUUACUAUUUUUUCCUGGCAAAAUAUUCCACUCAUUCAUUACUCUGCUCUGUAUGAGAAAUAGUUCUUUCUCGGGUUGUCCAUGACCUUUUUAACGUGCUAACAAGGAAGCCAUUGCCCUUGAAGCCCUGACUGUAUUUCUUUAUCUAAGUCAAUAAAAUGUGUUCCCUUUUUACAAAAAACAAAGAAUUGAGCCCUCAGCAGAAGUUCCUUAUAAAGUGACUGUAUGAUUUGCACAGUUUAUGCAAACAUGUAAUACAAUCUGAUAAUGGGGAAAUCCAACCCACAUAACCAGCUUAGUCAUUUCAAUGAAACCACGUUGUUCUUGAUAAUUCUGUUUGCAUUCUUCUCUAAUAAUUUGACUUGACAAAAAUCGUUCUUAUUAUUUUGGCCAACCUGCGUAAAUGGGUACCAACUUUGGAACAUGGUGUUACAAUGCAUAUACGGUAUUAUGGUCCUAUCAUAUUCCUCGGGGCUCUGAUGAUAGUGUUGUCUGUUUUGGUAUUCCUACACUGGCUAGUGCAGUUCUGGCUGGAUAAUCAAGAGAAAGAGAACCCGGACGACAUUAUAGAAUCAGAUAACAGUGAAUUUGAGUCGCCAUAUGAAAAGCAUUUGAUGAUUAAAAAAAACAAAGUAAAGAAGAAAAGAAAGUUUAUGAGAGCGAACCAUGAAGAAAUUAAGCGUGGCAGCAUUCCGAAAAUCGACAUAAUCAAAGCAGCGAGUGAAACGUCAUCAGUGUCAGACAAAAGUGUCAAAAUUCGAAGCAAAAAGAGACUUGCUGUCAGUUUAUGUAUGAAACAUUCAACUGUAAAUAUGCGUUUAUCUGGAAUGAUAAAGGGCGUUAUUGGUCUGCAGUUUCCUAAUCACGGUGGACCAGAUAAAAUUCGAUUUAAAUUGGAGCUGCAGCCGUCAUCAACCAAAAAGUUUUUUAAGACUCCCUUCCACAUUCCUUUAGAUUCAAGCCUAAUUAUUCCAUUCCAAUUUUUGCUUAUUCCCAAAACUGAACUGCAAACGUCCGUUAUCCAUCUUCGACUUUUUGGUAAAAAAGAGAAAUUCGGUCUUCCAAUUGGACCGGAGCAUUGUUUUGGAGAAGCAUUUGUUUCACUCAAGGACCUUGCUUCGGGUGUAGAUGAAAUAAACGUUGUGCAAGAAAUAAUUCCGCUUGGUAGUAAGCCGUUUCAUAGGGAAUCGCUGAACAUUCGUGUUUCUGCACCCAAGAUAAGAACAAAGCAGUUUGCGAAUCAGCAGAUUGAAGUUGCCCCAGAGGAAAUAAAUAUAUUCUUCAAUGAUGGAGACAACGACUCGGCCAAAGACGAGAAGAGGGACCGUUCUACCAGUUAUCUUGUAGACAAAAGUUGACAUACAUCGUGGUCAUCAUCAUAUGUAUCAAAUAUAUAGUCAUAAUUGAAUGCUACGACUAUAAUAAUCAUUAUCAUCGACAUGAAAAUAUCAUCAUGAUCUUCAGGUUGAUAUCGAAUGUCUUGAAAACAUCUUAAUUUAUCAUUACCCUUACUCAUAAUAAUAAUUGUUGCCGUACAUAGGCCACCAACAGCCCUUGAAGACUUUUUUCGAUGUUUUUCAUGAUCAAAUAGGUUUCACCAUAACCUUCAACAACUAACCCAAUGGUGGUUUUUCACUGGAUUGUAACUAAUGCUGUUUGAUAAUUUAUAUUUUGUAUAAGGUAUUGUAUCAUUUUUCAUCAAUUCACUUUUGCAAAUGGCAUACGAGAUUUCCACCAAAACAAAAGGAUUUAUACGGAUUUUCUAUAAACAACAGGAUUUCUACCAAAGGUGUUGGGGAUUUUCACAGAGUGAUUUGCGCCUCGAUUUUUAUGGCCUUCCUCGGUCCAUAGGUACAUCUAAAAAAAUUUCUCACCUAGUCAUUAUUCGUCUAGUAUCAUAAAAGUCCCAACAAAUUUUUGAUGGGCAAAAAAACAAAAUGAGUAAACUGAGUAAGUGGACAGCACUGUGGUAAAUUACUCUGGACCCAUGUUCUCCCCGGAAUCGCACUUUCUGGAAUGUAUCAUAUGUUAAUCUGGAUAUGCAAGUGUGUAUAUUCGUUUUGUUUAGAAUAUUGCGAAUUUCAGUGUUAUUUUGCACUUUGAAGUUUGUAUGACGUUGUAUUUAUCGACAAAAUUUGUUUUUAUCAAGUAAUCAAUUAAUCGAACUAUCAUUGCAGGCUUAUAUCCUAGCAAGGAAGACGAGAAAAUCCCCAGGUGUUUGGUUGUCCCGUUAUUUGUCUCACUUUCAAUGUUUCUUUGUUUUGUGUUUUGUGGAACUUUUGUUAUUUCGUAUAGUAAAACAUAAAGUAGUUGAUAUUGUCAUUUGAUGAA
Rhopilema esculentum is the source of this 6154-nucleotide messenger RNA. The record is from RefSeq and is a predicted model, not a curated record. Lineage: Eukaryota; Metazoa; Cnidaria; Scyphozoa; Rhizostomeae; Rhizostomatidae.